Molecule: messenger RNA, 1970 nt
Organism: Myripristis murdjan (pinecone soldierfish)
Lineage: Eukaryota; Metazoa; Chordata; Actinopteri; Holocentriformes; Holocentridae
Gene: slc2a11b
Product: solute carrier family 2 member 11b
Exons: 12
Coding region: 65-1609 (514 amino acids)
Biological process (GO): dehydroascorbic acid transport
Cellular component (GO): plasma membrane
Molecular function (GO): D-glucose transmembrane transporter activity
Source: RefSeq, a predicted model, not a curated record
UCAUGUGCUGCACCUCCAAUGCCUUUAUGUAAGUUCUUAGAGGGAAGUAGGACAUUCAUUAUAAAUGCUUCUUUUAAAACACUGUUUUCAUAGAAAUUUCAAAAUGAAUUUUGUCAAUGAGGAAUCUCCAGUCUCAAAGAAAGAGUUUCCAAACAAAUCGCUGCUGUUGGCUGCUUGUGCUGCUUGUAUAGGAGGGACCUUCCAGUAUGGCUACAAUAUAUCCAUCAUCAAUGCGCCCACCAAGUCUGUGCAGAAUUUCAUCAACCAAACAUGGCUGGAGCGUUUUAAAAGUGACAUCCCAGAGCAAGCUCUCACUCUGCUGUGGUCCACUAUCGUAUCCAUAUUCACUUUGGGAGGGUUUAUUGGUGCUUCUGUUGGUGGAACAAUGGCUAUUAAGUGGGGGAGGAAAGGGGCACUGUUGAUUAAUAAUGUGUUUGCCAUAGUGGCUGCACUGCUGAUGGGUUUGAGUUACCCUACAGGAUUAUUUGAGUUGCUCAUAAUUGGACGCCUUUUCACAGGAAUAAAUGCAGGCAUCGGCAUCUGUGUUCAGCCUCUUUAUUUGGGGGAAAUAGCUCCGACAGCGCUUCGUGGUGCCAUGGCAAUGGGAACCUCUAUUUUCAUCACUGGUGGGAUCUUAACUGGACAAGUGAUUGGUCUCAACGAGCUCUUGGGUAAAGAAGAGUACUGGCCCCUUCUGCUCUCCACCACCUGUAUCCCAGCAGUCAUGCAGCUGCUGAGCCUGCCCUGGUUCCCAGAGAGCCCACGCUUCCUGCUGAUCGACAAGGGGGAUAAUGAAGGAUGUAAUAAUGCCCUGAAGCAGCUGCACGGUGAGGAGAGCUGUGACAGUGAGAGGGAGGAUAUGGAGAGGGAGAGGAUUAUUGCAGCAGGGGUGCAGGCCAAGAAACCCUGGGAACUGUUCUCUGACCGCAGUCUGUCCUGGCAGCUGCUCACCAUCCUCCUGCUCAACUCAGCACAGCAGCUCAAUGGCAUCAAUGCUAUUUAUUUCUAUGCCAAUUAUGUGUUUCAACAAUCUGGUAUUCCCGAUGACAAGAUACCAUAUGCAGCUGUUGGCACUGGUGCCUGUGAAUGCAUCACUGCUUUAACCUGUGGCAUGCUUAUUGAAAGUCUGGGGAGGAAAGUGCUCAUCAUAGGAGGGUACACCCUGAUGAGUAUCUGCUGCAUUUUAUUCACUUUGUCCCUCACUUUUCAGGAUAUCAGUCCUAUUGUGCCAUACUUAAGCAUGGCUUGUGUUUUUGCGUUCAUCCUGAGUUUUGGCUUAGGACCAGGUGGUGUGACCAACAUCUUGAACACAGAAUUAUUUACACAAACUGCGCGGCCGGCUGCCUACAUGAUUGCCGGCUCAGUGAACUGGUUCAGCUUCUUCUUCAUCGGCAUGCUCUUCCCUUUUAUUGUGACCGGGCUGCAGCAGUACUGUUUCCUGGUCUUCCUGGUGGUGUGCUGUUUGGUGGUAAUCUACAUAAUCCUUGUUGUUCCUGAAACCAAGAACAAAACUUUCCUUGAAAUCCACAACGAGUUCCAGUCCCGAGGCAAGAGGAAGGCCUCCAGCGCCGACGGCCCGAGAGCAACACUGCUGUCGACUCCACUAUGAAAUAUAACAUCUGUUAUAUUAACAUGUCUAAUGAUACAAAAACACAUUGCAUAUCUUGCAACAGAAAAAUUGGCGUGAGAAUAUGUAGUGCCGUCAUUUCUUUGGAUUAUUUAUAGUCACAGUAGAUCGCAAUGCUGCAUAAUAAUCAGUGAUAGUGUAAAUCACAGAGGCCGGCUUGAUGCUCAUAGAUAUAGUAGAUUUUCAUAAGUACACCUUUUGUAUUCUACAGUUCAGCAGUAUGCAACGCUUCAGAAAACCUUAACAUGAUGUAGGCUAAUAUUUUGAUAACUAUGUUAAUACACAUCUCUUGUAAAGGGCACUAUUUCAGGAAUUUUCAAUAAAGAUUAUUUUGUCAAAAACA